Molecule: messenger RNA, 2642 nt
Organism: Phyllostomus hastatus (greater spear-nosed bat)
Lineage: Eukaryota; Metazoa; Chordata; Mammalia; Chiroptera; Phyllostomidae
Gene: BLK
Product: BLK proto-oncogene, Src family tyrosine kinase
Exons: 13
Coding region: 476-1786 (436 amino acids)
Biological process (GO): protein phosphorylation; cell surface receptor protein tyrosine kinase signaling pathway; cell differentiation
Cellular component (GO): extrinsic component of cytoplasmic side of plasma membrane
Molecular function (GO): ATP binding; signaling receptor binding; non-membrane spanning protein tyrosine kinase activity
Source: RefSeq, a predicted model, not a curated record
AGACUGGAGAGCCUGCCACCUCUGCCCAGUGCUUGUGGUGGGCAGGAAGCCACAAGCUAUAUGAACUGAUUGAGACAGCUGAGAUGGGCUUUUCCUUUAGGAUUGCAUCAGCAGUUGCUGGUUAUAAUUAGAGGGCCACUAUACCACAAGGAUGCUGGGAUUCGAAGAGCUAUGAUGAAAAGCCACUGAGCAUUGCCAAGGAUGGGAGUGGUGAGCAGCAAAAAGCAGGUCAAGGAGAAGGGUAAGGGCCAGUGGAGCCCUGUGAAGGACAGCACCCAGAGCAGAGAGGCCCCUCCAUUGCCACCCCUGCAGACGCGCCCACCAGCCAGCAGGCCCUGCCCGGGCUGCAGGGCACUGAACUGACGCAGAAGGCCAUGUGUUUUUGCUCCAGGUCGUGUUUAAUCACCUAGCUCCUGUACCUCCCGACACACACCCAGAUCAAGAAGACCAUUUUGUGGUGGCUCUGUAUGACUACAUGGCAGUAAAUGACCGUGACCUGCAGAUGCUGAAAGGGGAGAAGCUGCAGAUCCUCAAAGAAUCUGGAGACUGGUGGUUGGCCAAGUCUCUCAUCACGGGAAGAGAAGGCUACGUGCCCAGCAACUUUGUGGCCCGAGUAGAGACCCUGGAAAUAGAAAAGUGGUUCUUUAGAUCAAUCAGCCGGAAAGAUGCUGAGAGGAAGCUUCUGGCUCCAAUCAAUAAUGUGGGCUCCUUUCUUAUUAGAGAGAGUGAGACCAGCAAAGGUGCCUUCUCCCUGUCUGUGAAGGACUCGACCACCCAGGGAGAGGUGAUCAAACACUAUAAGAUCCGUUCCCUGGAUGAAGGAGGCUAUUACAUCUCUCCCCGAAUCACCUUCCCCACGCUCCAGGCCCUGGUGCAGCACUACUCCAAGAAAGGGGAUGGUUUGUGCCAAAAGCUAACCCAACCCUGUGUGAGCCUGGCUCCUCAGAACCCCUGGGCCCAGGAUGAAUGGGAAAUCCCCCGCCAGUCUCUCAAGCUGGUCAGGAGACUCGGGUCUGGGCAGUUUGGCGAAGUCUGGAUGGGUUAUUACAAAAACAACAUGAAGGUGGCCAUCAAGACCUUGAAGGAGGGGACCAUGUCUCCGGAGGCCUUCCUGGGCGAGGCCAACCUGAUGAAAACUCUCCAGCAUGAAAGGCUGGUUCGUCUCUAUGCCGUAGUCACCAAGGAGCCCAUCUACAUCGUGACCGAGUACAUGGCCAGAGGAUGCUUGCUGGAUUUCUUGAAGACGGAUGAAGGUAGCCGAUUGUCCCUUUCAAGACUGAUCGACAUGUCGGCCCAGAUUGCUGAAGGCAUGGCAUAUAUCGAGAAAAUGAAUUCAAUCCACCGAGACCUCAGGGCGGCCAACAUCCUGGUAUCUGAGACCUUGGGCUGCAAAAUUGGUGACUUUGGCUUGGCCCGGAUCAUCGACAACGAAUACACUGCCCAAGAGGGGGCCAAGUUCCCCAUCAAGUGGACUGCCCCAGAGGCCAUCCAUUUUGGGGUGUUCACCAUCAAAGCGGACGUGUGGUCAUUUGGCAUCCUCCUGAUGGAAAUCGUCACUUACGGGCGGGUACCCUACCCAGGAAUGAGCAACCCCGAGGUCAUCCGCAACCUGGAGCGGGGCUACCGCAUGCCGCGCCCGGACUCCUGCCCCCCGGAGCUGUACCACGGCGUCAUCGCCGAGUGCUGGCGGAGCCGGCCCGAAGAGCGGCCCACCUUCGAGUUCCUGCAGUCGGUGCUCGAGGACUUCAACACGGCCACCGAGCAGCAGUACGAGCUGCAGCCCUAGCCGGGCUCUCCGGGACGCGUCAGCACUGCGGGGCUCGGGGGCCCAGCGUCGCAGCUCCGGGAUGGCGUGCGCCUGGGGCCCGACCCGCAGAACUGACACCUCGCGGCUCUAACUCCAGCCCUGCACAGGCUGGAGAGGCUAGGAGGGACUGGUACACCCUUUAUUUAGAAGAGGAAACUGGAGGCAGCCUGGAGGGUGGUCGAGAGCGCGGCCUCCGGGCGGGAUCCAAUCGCAGUCCCACCCUUCUCUGGCUGUGUGUCCUUGGGCAAGUUACUUGGCCUCUCGGGCCCUCCGCUUCCUCCUUUGUACAACGGGAAGAAGAGUGAUAGUACCUACCUCGUAUUCUCCUCGUGAGGAUUACAUUAGGUAACCCAGGUAAGGCGUUCAGAGCCGUGUCUGGCACACGCCUGGCACACAAGCUCUUAAGUGUUUGUCAUGUAAGGCUCCCCUGUGCUGGCACAGGUGACCGGGAGUGACCUGCUCCCACCUGCACGCACCACCUCCCACCUGAGGCUCCCUUUCACCCUCCCCAGAAGCAGAACUGGGUCCUCCCAGAAGUCGGCUCCGAAAACUGUCCACCCACUUCGGCUCUGGGAGGGGAUCCCUGACGUAGACUGAGCUCCAGGACCUUGGGACUUUUCUGUAAUAAAGUCACGAGCUCUGACCUUUUCCGUGUCAUUACUGGUGACAAGCCUGAUCACUGUACCCAUGACGUGCAUGGACGCGUGAGUGGCCCCACUAGGGACUCGAGAAUGACUGUGGGUUUCCGGUGGAGACCAAGUCCCCAGACCCAGAACAGCGGCGACAGACUGUCCCUGCCUUUGAUCAGGGCCGGCAGGUGGCGCUCUCACCUCAG